This is a messenger RNA of Rhododendron vialii, 546 nucleotides long. RefSeq lists its product as uncharacterized. The transcript has 3 exons. Lineage: Eukaryota; Viridiplantae; Streptophyta; Magnoliopsida; Ericales; Ericaceae. Bases 1 to 546 code for a protein of 181 amino acids. The record is from RefSeq and is a predicted model, not a curated record.
AUGGAGGUGGAGGCUCCUUUUUCUUUGGAGGAGAUUUAUGGGGUUGUGAAAGAAUGCAUCUCCUUCAAAGCACUAGGUCCUAAUGGUUUUAACAUGCUUUUUGUCAAGAAAUCGUGGAAAUUUAUCAAAACAGAUGUACUGUGUUUCUUUCUGGAAUUUCAUUCGAACUGUAAGAUUGCUAAGAGCAUUAAUUCCACCUUCAUUGCUCUCAUUCCAAAGAUUGAAGGUGCAGCUACUUUCAAAGAUUUCAGACCUAGAGCAUGGUGGGAUGGUUGUAUAAACUACUAUCUAAAGUGCUCACUAAUAGAUUCAAAAAAGUUCUGCACUCUUUGGAGGUUUGGUUGUGGUAGGAAAUGGGUAUCUUGGAUAAAAGCUUGUGUUACGUCUGCCACUAUGUCCAUCUUGAUUAAUGGUUCUCCUUCUUUUGAAUUUAAAAUGGAAAGGGGGUUAAGGCAGGGGGAUCCUUUGUCUCCAUUGCUAUUCAAUAUUGUGGCUGAAGGCUACAAGUUCAAUCUAUCAUGGAUAUUUUAUGCACUUUUUAGUUAA